AACUUCCAAGCCGCAAACAGAGACAAAAGGCGUGCGGUGCGAAGAAACUUCGCGAGUCCGGUUCGUUCACCGUUGGUGGAAUUAUUUUUCAGGAUCAGUGCCUAAUAUCGUGCUUUUCAGUAGUAAAAAUAGCAUUCUAAGUAAUCCUGUUUCAUUGCAGAAACCGAUACAGUAAUUUUGUGGUUUUUCCGUGGAAAUUUAUGCCGUGGUGAUACAAUCUCACUGUUUGGUUGGUUCUCGUGGAAAACUUGUUCGCAACCGUCUCGUGCACUUGGGACGAUCACUUGCCCUCGAAAAUCUGCCAGUCCUGCCAACUACGCCUCCAAGACGCCUUCAAUUUCAUAAUGGAAUGCUGCGAUAACAGCGUGUUGCUCGAGUCGUUUAAAAGGGAAGCCCUAGAGCAUUUCUUUAGAGCAAAUCGGAUAGAGGUGAAGGAACUGCUGAACGACGACGAUGAGGGGUCCGAACUGGGAGAAUCUCACAGCACUCUGCAACCUAACGCGGUCGGAGGAGGUGCCAAAGAAAUACUUCAAAUCGAACGUCUGGAAACGCCGAACGAUAACUUCAUGAUAUUCGAAAUCGGCGAAGACUUUGAAAUGCAACAGCAGCAGCAAAUGAAAGUCGAGCCACCGGAAGAGCUCGUAACGGCACAUGAUGAAUCGACUGGUGAAGAGAUUGAAACCAAUGCCGUGGACUUCAUUCUGAACAACCUGAAGCCGAGGGAGAGAAAACGAAACAGCGCUACGGGAUCAAAACGAAAAGCUGCAUCGGAUAAGGCCUACAAGUGCGAGGUGUGCGGCAAAAGGUUCCAACGCAAGUCCAACUUGGUCGACCAUCUACGAUUGCAUGCCAACGUGAAGCUUUUCUCGUGCAGCUACUGCAGUGCAUCCUUCGUUCAGGCCGGUAACUUGAAGAGUCACAUCCGUCGACACACCAUGGAGAAACCUUACAAGUGCGAGUAUUGUGGAAAGUGCUACACUCAGUCGAGUGCCCUCAAAACUCAUGUCAGAUCUCACACAAACGAGCGGCACUAUGUGUGCGACGUAUGCCAGAAAGGGUUCACUAACAGCUCCGAUAUGAACAAGCACAAAAUGACCCAUUCGGAUGUGCGCUUCUACCAGUGCGUUGUGUGCGUCAAGCGGUACUUCACGCAGAAGGUACACCUGAAGAAGCAUCUAAGCACGUACCAUCAGGAUGGUGAUUUUGACGAGCUACUGCAGCAGGGCACCCUGAAGGAAGGCGUGAAUGUUGCGGUUAAACCUAAAAAGCAGGUCGUAUCGCAAGCUAUCGAUGCGUGAAGUGUAUGCACAAGAUAAUCUUAAGAUGAAGGCUCUUUUUGUACAGAAAUAUAACCACUGAAGUACUGUGAACUGAACUAC
Molecule: messenger RNA, 1379 nt
Organism: Aedes aegypti (yellow fever mosquito)
Lineage: Eukaryota; Metazoa; Arthropoda; Insecta; Diptera; Culicidae
Product: zinc finger protein 782
Exons: 4
Coding region: 345-1298 (317 amino acids)
Biological process (GO): regulation of transcription by RNA polymerase II; central nervous system development
Cellular component (GO): nucleus
Molecular function (GO): zinc ion binding; DNA-binding transcription factor activity, RNA polymerase II-specific; RNA polymerase II cis-regulatory region sequence-specific DNA binding
Source: RefSeq, a predicted model, not a curated record